ACGGCGCCUUACUACACAACGACGUAUGCAGCCCCCAGCUACUACACCACCAAGGCUCCCGAGUCCUACACAACGAAGAAGGCCGAGUAUUAUACAACAACAUAUGCUGCUCCUAGCUACUACACCGAGUCACCUAACUACUACACGACCAAAGCGCCAGAAUACUACACCACAGCCUCCUAUUACACCACUACGUAUGCUGCUCCGACCUACUACACUGAGGCUCCCAAAUACUACACCACUAAGGCACCGGAGUACUACUCAACUACUUACGCUGCACCAAGUUACUACACCGAAGCCCCCAAGUACUAUGCUGUCCCCAGCUAUUCUACUACUACCGCUGCCUACUACACCGAAGCAGAAGCAACCAAGUACUACGUAGCUCCGACUUACUACACUGAAGCUGCUCGGUCUUACUACAGUGAGCCCACUUACUACACUGAGGCCCCUCAGUAUUACUCCGCCCCGUCUUACUACACCGAACCCAGCUACUACACAACAACAACCUAUUCCACCCCAGCUUAUUACCCUGAAGCUCCCAAGUACUACUCGGCUCCAAGCUACUACACUGAAGCCCCGGUUUACUCUGCUACAUAUGCCAAGCCAAGCUACUACACCGAUGCAACACAAUACUACACUACAGCUUCUUAUUAUACCACUAAGGUCCCCGAGUACUACGCAAUGGAAAAGGCCGAAUACUACCCUACCACUUAUGCUGCUCUCAUUUACUACACUGAGGCUCCUAAAUAUUCGGCUCCAACCUACUACCAGAACGAGGCUCCGAAGUACUACACCACUAAGGCGCCUGAAUACUACGCGCCUUCUUAUGCUACCCCAAGCUACUACACCGAAUCUCCCGUCUAUUACACUACGACUUACUCCGCUCCCGAGUACUACACCACCAAGGCCCCCGAGUACUACACCACCAAGGCCCCCGAGUACUACACCACCAAGGCCCCCGAGUACUACACCACCAAGGCCCCCGAGUACUACACCACCAAGGCCCCCGAGUACUACACCACCAAGGCCCCCGAGUACUACACCACCAAGGCCCCCGAGUACUACACUACAACGUAUUAUGCUCCCAGCUACUAUACCGAGGCACCCAAGUAUUACUCAGCCCCAAUUUACUACCAAACUGAAGCCCCCAAAUACUACACCACAAAAGCGCCAGAGUACUACACUACCACCUACGCUGCUCCCAGUUACUACACUACCACUUACGCUGCUCCCAGUUACUACACUACCACUUACGCUGCUCCCAGUUACUACACUACCACUUACGCUGCUCCCAGUUACUACACCGACGCUCCAGCCUACUACCCAACAUAUGCAACCCCAUCUUACUACACUGAGCCACCAAAGUACUAUUAAUUGUUAAGAUUGUGUUGUCCAUCUAGCUCGAUGAAGUGUCAAUUGGAUUUUGUUUAUUCAUUGGCAGUCCUCGUUCCAAAUUAAGUAUUUCCUUGAUAUAUAUUUAUGCAUUCACUAGUCGUUCCAUACCAUUGUGGUUACUCAAUGAAAUGAUGAAUACAAAUGUAUAUCGUUACCUAA
Messenger RNA from Daphnia magna, 1554 nucleotides. RefSeq names its product extensin-2-like. The record is from RefSeq and is a predicted model, not a curated record. Lineage: Eukaryota; Metazoa; Arthropoda; Branchiopoda; Diplostraca; Daphniidae.